Syzygium oleosum is the source of this 1814-nucleotide messenger RNA. Its product is annotated as probable receptor-like serine/threonine-protein kinase At4g34500. Gene Ontology annotation, molecular function: protein kinase activity; ATP binding. The transcript is spliced from 7 exons. The coding region runs from base 84 to 1550 and encodes 488 amino acids. Lineage: Eukaryota; Viridiplantae; Streptophyta; Magnoliopsida; Myrtales; Myrtaceae. Gene Ontology annotation, biological process: protein phosphorylation. The record is from RefSeq and is a predicted model, not a curated record.
UCCAAUUCCUCACGCAUUCACGUACUCUCUGUGUCAGUCAGCCUCUUCUCCAGCUCCCUCGCACCCUCGCUCCGCUGCGAAGCAUGGCGGUUUCCGGCGAGCACCGGCCUCCCGGCGGCCCCCUCCCCGGCGAGCGCGCCUCCGGGGCUCCCUUCCUCAGCCUCAAGCUCUACGUCCUCAUCGGCAUCCUCGCCCUCUGCGCGCUCUCCGUCGCCCUCCUCGUGUACCUCUGCGUCCGCCUCGGCCGGGCCUCGAAGAAGCGCAGGGCGCUGGGCAAGAACAGCUCCGGGCUGAUCCCGUUGGUCUCCAAGGAGAUCGUGGAGAUCAGCGCGGUGGAUCGAGCCGGCAGGUGCGGCGGAGGCGCGGGGAAAGUCGAUAGCGUCGUCGUGGUGGAGUUCAAAGGGGAGAAGAAGCGAGGGGACGCUGAGAUCGCGAGCGGGAGCGGGAGCGGGGACGGAGGGAAGAAGAGCGGAGAGAGCGACGGCGUUUCGAGCGGGAGCAGGAGCGACGUGGCGGCGGCCGAGGUGCAUGCGAACAUCGGUUGGGGGCGUUGGUACAGCUUGAGGGAGCUGGAGGUCGCCACGUGCGGGUUCGCGGCGGAGAAUGUGAUCGGGGAAGGAGGUUACGGAGUUGUGUACAGAGGGGUCCUGGAUGAUGGCGCCGUCGUUGCCGUGAAGAGCCUUCUCGACAACAAGGGUCAGGCAGAGAAAGAGUUUAAGGUGGAGGUAGAAGCAAUUGGGAAAGUAAGACACAAGAAUUUGGUAGGUCUGAUUGGCUAUUGUGCAGAGGGGGCUAAAAGAAUCCUGGUUUAUGAAUAUGUGGACAACGGCAAUUUGGAGCAGUGGUUACAUGGUGAUGUUGGGUCGGUUAGCCCUCUGACCUGGGAUAUUCGAAUGAAGAUCGCUAUUGGAACAGCAAAAGGGCUAGCAUAUUUGCACGAAGGUUUGGAACCCAAAGUAGUGCAUCGAGAUGUAAAGUCCAGCAACAUUCUCCUAACUAGAAAAUGGAACCCAAAAGUAUCAGAUUUUGGAUUGGCAAAGCUUUUAGGACCCGAGGCAAGUUAUGUGACUACACGCGUAAUGGGCACCUUCGGCUAUGUCUCUCCUGACUAUGCUAGUACAGGCAUGCUGAAUGAAGGGAGCGACGUGUACAGUUUUGGAGUUCUGCUCAUGGAGCUCAUUACUGGAAGGAGUCCUGUUGACUAUUCUAGACCAGCCGGAGAGAUGAAUUUGGUGGACUGGUUUAGAGGAAUGGUGGCAAGUCGUCGAGGAGAAGAAAUUGUGGAUCCACUUAUUGCGGAUCCACCAUCUCAGAGAGCUUUAAAGCGCGCGAUAUUAGUUUGCCUGCGCUGUGUAGACUUGGAUUCUAUUAAGAGGCCGAAGAUGGGGCAAAUUGUUCACAUGCUUGAGGCAGAUGAUUUCCCUUUUCGUGCUCAACAGAGAUUGGCUGAAGAGAGAGAUUGUCUCGCAGUGCAGGAAGCUCAGCUGAAUAGAAUUCCGAAAGUCCCAAGGCCACGCAAGCAUGCUGGAGCUGGUGAUGCGGAGAGAUGAAAGAAGGUGGCAUGGCGACACUUGCAGCGACCCUGAGAGUACAGUGUGAUAGUAGCCGAGGUCAGAAUAUUUGUGAUAUAACAUUCCACUUGGGUAAACAGGGAAGAAAAUGAAGCCGCGGAUGAGCUUAUUAUAUCUCCCUUCUCAUAUUGUUUCAUUCUAGAUCACAUAGUUUUUUCGUAUGUAAUGAUGAGGCAGAUUCAUAAACGAUCCCUGUAAAUAUAUGCAAGUAUAUCUGGAGUAUCGGAAGGACUUUUUCUUAAA